Messenger RNA from Striga asiatica, 653 nucleotides. NCBI's taxonomy places the organism in Eukaryota, Viridiplantae, Streptophyta, Magnoliopsida, Lamiales, Orobanchaceae. The record is from the annotation of a GenBank genome assembly.
AAAAAAAAAGAGAGAGAGAGAGAGCAGGCAUGAGGACAACGCCCCCCUCGCUAAUUCGCCGGCUCGCGCCAUACUUGUCGGCCCAGGUCCGCCGCAAUUCGAGGCUUCUCAGCUCAACCUCCGCCGUACCGAAGCCUCAGUUAGCUUCAAUUGAGUCUCCAUCUCAGUCGCCCGACGCCGUACAUAUGACCGACAGCUGUGUCAGACGAAUGAAAGAGUUGCAAGCGGGCGAGAGUAGUAAGAAGUUGCUGCGUUUGAGUAUAGAAGCUGGAGGUUGCUCGGGCUUCCAGUAUAAUUUUUCACUCGACGAGAAGACCAAUUCUGAGGACAGGAUUUUUGAGCAGGAUGGAGUAAAAUUAGUAGUUGAUAAUAUCUCAUUUGACUUUGUGAGAGGCGCAACUGUUGAUUAUGUUGAGGAACUUAUACGUUCGGCUUUUCAGGUGUCGACAAAUCCAAGUGCAGUGGGUGGAUGUAGCUGCAAAAGCUCUUUUAUGGUGAAGUAGAAUACAUGUUACCACAAAGCCAAGAAGAUCGCUAACCGAGAUUCAUGUAAAUGUUAUUCUGGUAUCAAGAUUUGUCCUUGUUCGAUUGUGACUGGAAAAAAAAAAAAGAGAGAGAGAGAGAGAGAGAGAGAGAGAGAGAGAGAGAGAAAG